CGGCGGCGGGCUCGAGUGCGGCGCGGGCGGCGCGGGCGGCGCCUCGGCCGGCGGCAUGAGCGUGGAGGCGUACGGCCCCAGCUCGCAGACGCUCACCUUCCUGGACACGGAGGAGGCCGAGCUGCUGGGCGCCGACACGCAGGGCUCCGAGUUCGAGUUCACCGACUUCACGCUCCCCAGCCAGACGCAGACGCCGCCCGGCGGCCCCGGCGGCCCGGGCGGCGGCGCGGGGGGCCCGGGCGGGCCCGGCGGCGCGGGCGCGGCGGCCGGACAGCUGGACGCGCAGGUUGGACCCGAGGGCGUCCUGCAGAAUGGGGCUGUGGAUGACAGUGUGGCCAAGACCAGCCAGCUGCUGGCAGAGCUGAACUUCGAGGAGGACGAGGAAGACACGUACUACACCAAGGACCUCCCCAUCCAUGCCUGCAGUUACUGCGGAAUCCAUGACCCCGCCUGUGUGGUGUACUGCAACACCAGCAAGAAGUGGUUCUGUAACGGCCGCGGGAACACUUCUGGCAGCCACAUCGUGAACCACCUGGUGAGGGCCAAGUGCAAGGAGGUGACGCUGCACAAGGACGGGCCGCUGGGCGAGACGGUGCUGGAGUGCUACAACUGCGGCUGCCGCAACGUCUUCCUGCUCGGCUUCAUCCCGGCCAAGGCCGACUCGGUGGUGGUGCUGUUGUGCCGGCAGCCCUGCGCCAGCCAGAGCAGCCUGAAGGACAUCAACUGGGACAGCUCGCAGUGGCAGCCCCUGAUCCAGGACCGCUGCUUCCUGUCCUGGCUGGUGAAGAUCCCGUCGGAGCAGGAGCAGCUGCGGGCGCGGCAAAUCACCGCGCAGCAGAUCAACAAGCUGGAGGAGCUCUGGAAGGAGAACCCCUCAGCCACGCUGGAGGACCUGGAGAAGCCCGGAGUGGACGAGGAGCCGCAGCACGUGCUGCUGCGGUACGAGGACGCCUACCAGUACCAGAACAUCUUUGGCCCCCUGGUCAAGCUGGAGGCCGACUACGACAAGAAGCUGAAGGAGUCUCAGACUCAAGAUAACAUCACAGUCAGGUGGGACCUGGGCCUUAACAAGAAGAGAAUCGCCUACUUCACUUUGCCCAAGACUGACUCUGGUAAUGAGGAUUUAGUCAUAAUUUGGUUAAGAGACAUGCGGCUCAUGCAGGGAGACGAGAUCUGCCUGCGGUACAAGGGCGACCUCGCACCCCUCUGGAAGGGGAUCGGUCACGUCAUCAAGGUCCCGGAUAAUUACGGUGACGAGAUCGCCAUUGAGCUCCGCAGCAGCGUGGGGGCCCCCGUGGAGGUCACCCACAACUUCCAGGUGGACUUCGUGUGGAAGUCCACCUCCUUUGACAGGAUGCAGAGCGCCUUGAAAACCUUCGCUGUGGACGAGACCUCGGUGUCGGGCUACAUCUACCACAAGCUGCUGGGCCAUGAGGUGGAGGACGUGAUCAUCAAGUGCCAGCUGCCCAAGCGCUUCACAGCGCAGGGGCUCCCAGACCUCAACCACUCUCAGGUGUAUGCCGUGAAGACCGUGCUGCAGAGGCCACUGAGCCUCAUCCAGGGCCCGCCAGGCACUGGCAAGACGGUGACGUCGGCCACCAUCGUCUAUCACCUGGCUCGGCAGGGCAAUGGGCCCGUGCUGGUCUGCGCCCCGAGUAACAUCGCCGUGGACCAGCUGACCGAGAAGAUCCACCAGACCGGGCUGAAGGUGGUGCGCCUGUGCGCCAAGAGCCGGGAGGCCAUCGACUCGCCGGUGUCCUUCCUGGCCCUGCACAACCAGAUCAGGAACAUGGACAGCAUGCCGGAGCUGCAGAAGUUGCAGCAGCUGAAGGACGAGACCGGGGAGCUGUCCUCGGCGGACGAGAAGCGGUACCGCGCCCUCAAGCGCACCGCUGAGAGAGAGCUGCUCAUGAACGCGGAUGUCAUCUGCUGCACCUGCGUGGGCGCGGGCGACCCCAGGCUGGCCAAGAUGCAGUUCCGCUCCAUCCUCAUCGACGAGAGCACACAGGCCACUGAGCCCGAGUGCAUGGUGCCCGUGGUCCUCGGGGCCAAGCAGCUGAUCCUGGUGGGUGACCAUUGCCAGCUGGGCCCGGUGGUGAUGUGCAAGAAGGCGGCGAAGGCCGGGCUCUCGCAGUCGCUCUUUGAGCGCCUGGUGGUGCUGGGCAUCCGGCCCAUCCGCCUGCAGGUCCAGUACCGCAUGCACCCCGCCCUCAGCGCCUUCCCCUCCAACAUCUUCUACGAGGGCUCGCUGCAGAACGGCGUCACCGCAGCUGACCGUGUGAAGAAGGGCUUUGACUUCCAGUGGCCGCAGCCUGACAAGCCCAUGUUCUUCUACGUGACCCAGGGCCAGGAGGAGAUUGCUAGCUCGGGCACAUCCUACCUGAACCGGACGGAGGCCGCGAACGUGGAGAAGAUCACCACGAAGCUGUUGAAGGCGGGCGCCAAGCCCGACCAGAUCGGCAUCAUCACGCCGUACGAGGGUCAGCGCUCAUACCUGGUGCAGUAUAUGCAGUUCAGCGGCUCCCUGCACACCAAGCUCUACCAGGAAGUGGAGAUUGCCAGUGUGGACGCCUUCCAGGGCCGUGAGAAGGACUUCAUCAUCCUGUCGUGCGUGCGUGCCAACGAGCACCAGGGCAUCGGCUUCCUCAACGACCCGCGGCGCCUCAACGUGGCGCUGACCCGGGCCAGGUACGGCGUGAUCAUCGUGGGCAACCCGAAGGCGCUGUCGAAGCAGCCGCUGUGGAACCACCUGCUGAGCUACUACAAGGAGCAGAAGGCGCUGGUGGAGGGGCCGCUCAACAACCUGCGUGAGAGCCUCAUGCAGUUCAGCAAGCCCCGCAAGCUGGUCAACACCGUGAACCCUGGGGCCCGCUUCAUGACCACCGCCAUGUACGACGCCCGCGAGGCCAUCAUCCCCGGCUCUGUCUACGACAGGAGCAGCCAGGGCCGGCCGUCAAACAUGUACUUCCAGACGCACGACCAGAUCGGCAUGAUCAGCGCGGGCCCCAGCCACGUGGCGGCCAUGAACAUCCCCAUCCCCUUCAACCUGGUCAUGCCGCCCAUGCCGCCCCCAGGCUACUUCGGCCAGGCCAACGGGCCUGCCGCGGGCCGGGGCACCCCCAAAAGCAAGACUGGCCGUGGGGGCCGCCAGAAGAAUCGCUUUGGGCUUCCUGGGCCCAGCCAGACCAAUCUCCCCAACAGCCAGGCCAGCCAGGAUGUGGCGUCCCAGCCCUUCUCGCAGGGCGCCCUGACGCAGGGCUACAUCUCCAUGAGCCAGCCCUCGCAGAUGAGCCAGCCCGGCCUCUCCCAGCCCGAGCUGUCCCAGGACAGCUACCUCGGGGAUGAGUUCAAAUCCCAGAUCGACGUGGCCCUGUCGCAGGACUCCACCUACCAGGGCGAGCGGGCCUACCAGCACGGCGGCGUGACAGGGCUGUCCCAGUACUAGAGGGUGGCGGCAGAAGAGCUAAGCUUCGUGGCUUAGUCCAUCAGCAUCUUAUCCUGGGUAAUAAAAAUAAAAUAAAUGGAUACCUGUUUUCCACUGCUAAAACUGAAGCACCAGUGUGUGAGCGACAGGAGAGGGCAAGCAGCAAGGGAGGAGCCGAGACCUGAGGAGGAGGAGCAGGAGGAGGAAGAGGAGGACG
Molecule: messenger RNA, 3641 nt
Organism: Dipodomys spectabilis (banner-tailed kangaroo rat)
Lineage: Eukaryota; Metazoa; Chordata; Mammalia; Rodentia; Heteromyidae
Gene: Upf1
Product: UPF1 RNA helicase and ATPase
Exons: 24
Coding region: 56-3445 (1129 amino acids)
Biological process (GO): nuclear-transcribed mRNA catabolic process, nonsense-mediated decay
Cellular component (GO): cytoplasm
Molecular function (GO): RNA binding; zinc ion binding; ATP binding
Source: RefSeq, a predicted model, not a curated record